This is a messenger RNA of Mercenaria mercenaria, 2263 nucleotides long. RefSeq lists its product as uncharacterized. Bases 144 to 1073 code for a protein of 309 amino acids. Lineage: Eukaryota; Metazoa; Mollusca; Bivalvia; Venerida; Veneridae. The transcript is spliced from 2 exons. The record is from RefSeq and is a predicted model, not a curated record.
CAUGGAGAACGUUCCUUAGAUGACAUCGCGGUUGUUCCGUCUGGUGAACAGGAUGGCCGGGAAGCUGAUUUUAAUGUUAAAUGUAACAAGAUGUGUGCAAUUUAUAUUAUAAUCUUGUUUGCAAAUAGAAAGGAGAUUCACAAAUGUUCAACUUGUGUAUCUGCAAUCGUCAGUUACAAGAUAUCUUAUGUCGCUCAUGUGGAUACAUCUUUGUUGGUCGGCAGAGGCGACAGUGCACGUUGCAUCCAAACGAGAUCCAUCUCAUGGAUGCUUCAGUAUGUCCCAAAUGUAGGACUAACUCGCUGAUUGAGAUAAAAACAUCUGGAACACCAUUGAAGAAGAAGCCGGAUGAGAUAAUCACCGAGUUAACACACCUCCGUGAGAGAAGAUUAAGUAGAGGAGAGAAGUAUGGUCCUGGUGCUAAAACAGUCAACACAAGCUGUUCUACAGAGGAUGAAGACUGGGGAAUGGAAUCUGACACUUCUUUCUCACCUACGUCAUAUGCUGGUCAUGGUCAAGGCCCAGCUCAGGGAUCAUCUAAUGUGCAAUCGUUGCAAAUGCCAUUUGGUUCUGGCUUGAAAUAUGAUAGCUCGAAAAGUCCCGAUUCACAAAUUGGGUCUAGAUUGACAUAUGGUAAUGUGAAUCGUCGGGAGUCUGAAAUGUUUGGUUCUUCUUUGAUGUAUAACAAUUUGAGUGGUCCAGAGUCUAUAAUUGACAACUGUAAGGUGCCUUCUGUGGCUCAAGCUGAAGCUCAAAAUGCAAAGCUGGGCACCAAAAUUCAUCACAAGGAACCAAAAGAGGUAACAAAGACUGAAAAGAAGUUAGUGAACACAGAAGUGCAGACCGAGUUCAUCAUUCAGGUCCUGGAGGAGCCAAAAUUCUGCCAACAAACUACGCAUCAACCUCAAUUGAAAGGAUCUAACCUGGGUGGAGGGUACAACUAUGAUCCCAAAAGAGCAGUUGGUGGAGAAAAAGAUAACAGUGUUCUGAGGGCAGCUAUAAGGAGAAGCAUUGCUGGGGGCUGGAACAAAGGAAUUGACAACGACCUUUGUAUGGAUAAUCGAAGAUUCUGAAAAUUUGUGUAUAGGAAGGUCUUCCGUUAGGUCAUUAAUGUUGUCAAAAUCAAGUUAAUGUUUGAAAAAAAAAGGGUUGAAACAUAUCAGAGUAUGAAACUAGAUACUUAAAAAUUGAAUUUUUGUAUUGUCUUUUUCAUUAACAAAUAUUGUUUUUUUCAUUACUUUGUUAAUAUUGUUGUUGAAUUUAUAAAUUAGAUUGUGAUAUUACAUGUACUUUUUCAUUGCCAUAUUUGGGAACAAUUUGUUUUUAUGCCCCCUGCAUCUACUGAUGCGGGAGGCAUAUAGUGAUUGUCCUGUCCGUCCGUUCGUCCAUCCAUACGAGGUUAACCAAAUGGGACCGUUUCGUCUAGCAUCAAUACCCCUAACUAGAAUGACUUAUACUAAUGCAGAUGUAACCUGUGACCAUUCCUCAUCUUCAGACAUCACCUGACCUCAGUUUGACCUUGACCUUGAACUUGACCUCAUUUUGGACUUUGGUUGCUUUGUAUCUACAAGGAUGCCACCGGGGGCAUCAAGCGUUUAUUGAACGCAGCUCCUUGUUUCCAUAUGAAAUAUUGUUAGGUUGACUAUUUGAAGAAUAGUGAGAGCUAUUCUGCUCACCAGAGCGCCGGCAUCACACCUUGGUUAAAUUUUGCAUGCAAGAUCAUAUAACAGUUACCAUUGCAUUUAUGGGCUGAAACUUCACACAAGAAUUCCUAGUCUUCAAAGCUUCUGAAAUGACCAGUUUACAUAACUCUUGGUUGAAUUUGAUUCAAAUGACAUCCCUAUUUUGAUUUGAAAAAUAUGGUUAAAGUUGAACAUUCAGCUAACUAUAGAGCUGUAUCUUGGGAACAACUAUGUAUUGAAUCAAACACUUCAAAUGAUACUUCCUAGUUAUCAAACCUACUGAAAUAACCAAGUUAGAUAACUUUGAUAAAUCUAAUACAAAUUAUGGCUUUUAUUGAAAAAGAGAAUUUGGUUAACAAAGUUAUUAGAUUAGCGAGUGUCAUUGCAUGUGCUGCCGGUGUCAAACUUUGAUUGCAAUGAAAGAAGGUAUAUAGGUAGCUUGCAUAGAGAUAGAGUUUCGGAUUGCAUAUGAAGUCAUUAGGAUCAAGGUCAAGGUCACUGCUACUCAAAGUAGAAAGAAACUGUUCCUGCACAAUAACUUUAGUUUUCAUUGAUAUAUUAAAAUUUGAAUUUGCCGAUAG